UUGUUUUUUGCCGGUUCGCGGUAUUGUAAACAACAUAUCGAACUGGCCAUACCGAAACAGUUUCAAUCAGCAGCAAUUCAUUUUGUGUAUUCUAUAAAACUUUAAGUAUGAUGUUCCGCCCAGCUGGAUACUCCGAUUCAGACGAGGAUUCAAACUUUGGUUAUGAUUUUGUCUACAGUAAACCAUCCGAGCCAAAACCCAAACGGAGCUAUUCUCCUCCAAAAGUAACUGAGAAUUUUGAUGAUGUAUUGUACAAUGCUGUAAAUGACGGGAGGCUGGACGAAGUCAAACGUGUCUUAGAGCGGGAUAAUUACUUCGUGACAGGAUGUCUGCGGCAUGGUUGGCCACUUCUUUUGUUAGCUUGCGGCGAAGCCCAAUUUGAGAUAGUGCGAUUCCUACUAGAAGAAAAACGCGUCGACGUUAAUCAGGCCUGGAUGCUGAGAACGGCACUGAUGGCUGCCUGUGAGUCUUCCCGUGACCCGGUGGACGUUUACAAGGUGGCGAUCCUGUUGCUCGAGUUCGGGGCCGUUAUAAACUGUAAAGAUAACUACGGAAUGACGCCUCUGAUGUUCGCCAUUAAAAAUGGUCACACUGAGGUUGUAAAGUUGAUCAUCGAUCAGGCCUCGCUUGAAGCGACUGAUAAUGAGGGAUUUACGGCUCUAUUUCACGCUGUUAACAAUCAUCGCACUGAAAUAGUCGAAAUGCUUCUGAAAGCGGGUGCCGCAACGGAUGUUAUCAAUCGAAGAGGAUUUACCCCUAAGCAGGAGGCAGAAUUUAAAGGUUACCUAGAUAUAGUCAAUUUAUUUCCCGCCGCCGAAGAUGCGUACGACAUUCCUGCCAAGUACCUUUACUACUCUAACUAUAAGGAUAUUUCCCAGGGCGAAGGAGAAGAGGAAAUGCCUGGUUAUUCUCAGGAGAUCGGACUGCUUUUGUUUGGGAUGAACAGCGAGCGGCACUUGAAAACGUUCGCUAAGGAGAAUUUUGAUUUGAUGCGGUUUCUGACAUUGACGGAUGAGAAGCUCAAAGAGCUGGGGUUCAUUCUACCGUUCGAGAGGAAAAAGAUUCUGCACGGAUUGUUGAAAUUUCAUCAGCACGACUGGAAAAAAGGAAGUUUGAGGAAGUUUCCUAAGGAUCACAAAUAUGAUCGGGAAAUAUUACGUUUUACUGGAGGACGUACAGCAGAAAUACAACACUCCACCAGGAAGACAAUUCAACGUCGAUAAAACAUCAGUGAUUCCAGUGCAGGCCAAAAAUUCCAAAAUCCUAGCAAUGCGGAGGGAAAGGCAGAUGAGCGCAGGGUGCUGAGCAAGGAAUAACCAUUAUAGAAUAUUCCACAGGACACCUUAUGUUGCUACUGUGGGACACAAUUCAGUUCCUCUACGGAUGGCGAUAAACGGAAUCAAUGCUAUCGAUGCACAAAUAUUCUCUGUUUCUGAUUGGAGCAACGUAAAAUUGUAGUCCAAUCACUUUGAUCACAUUGUUAUUUUUUGUACAUGCAAACUGAAUGGAAUCCAAUGAAAUACACGUAUAAGUUGCAAAAUAGAAUAAGCUUUCGUUUUAUGAACUCGUUUCGUUAUUCCCCUACGAAAGCAUGCUUAAAUUAUUGUCAUAUUGCCCCGCAUGGUGGCCCAUUUUGCCCCGUAGUGUUUUCGAUCGAUGAAAAUGGAACACAUUUUUAAAAGUGUAAUUUUCCCACAUAAAUCUUUUUUAAAACGUAUUCAUACAAUCUACAUCGAUCAAUAAGGUUCCAAAUUGUGAGAUUUUAAUAUGUAGCAUAAUUUAUAGAUGUUCCUACAUGAUUUAGGACGUUUCGUUCUUAGGGGGACCAUAUUGCCCCUAUCUACCCUAUAUAGAAGUUGUAUAUGCAUAUGAAAUGAAAUUCUGAUCACACGCGAGCGUAGCAUGAGCAAAUUUAUAACACACUAGCUGACCCGGCAAACUUC
Toxorhynchites rutilus septentrionalis is the source of this 1943-nucleotide messenger RNA. It is a transcript of the gene Gasz, whose product is annotated as ankyrin repeat, SAM and basic leucine zipper domain-containing protein 1. Lineage: Eukaryota; Metazoa; Arthropoda; Insecta; Diptera; Culicidae. The record is from RefSeq and is a predicted model, not a curated record. Gene Ontology annotation, molecular function: protein binding. The transcript is spliced from 5 exons. Gene Ontology annotation, biological process: piRNA processing. Bases 108 to 1223 code for a protein of 371 amino acids. Gene Ontology annotation, cellular component: pi-body.